AUGUUUUUUCAUAUCUAUCUAUCUAUCUAUCUAUCUAUCUAUCUAUCUAUCUAUCUAUCUAUCUAUCUAUCUAUGUUCAUAGCAGUCCGAAUGUAUUUUCACAUCUAUUCAUCUAUCUAUGUUCAUAGCAGUCCGAAUGUAUUUUCAUCUAUCUAUCUAUCUAUCUAUCUAUCUAUCUAUCUAUCUAUCUAUCUAUCUAUCUAUCUAUCUAUCUAUGUUCAUAGCAGUCCGAAUGUAUUUUCAUAUCUAUCUAUCUAUCUAUCUAUCUAUCUAUCUAUCUAUCUAUCUAUCUAUCUAUCUAUGUUCAUAGCACAGUCCGAAUGUAUUUUCAUAUCUAUCUAUCUAUCUAUCUAUCUAUCUAUCUAUCUAUCUAUGUUCAUAGCACAGUCCGAAUGUAUUUUCAUCUAUCUAUCUAUCUAUCUAUCUAUCUAUAUCUAUCUAUCUAUCUAUCUAUCUAUCUAUCUAUCUAUCUAUCUAUCUAUCUAUGUUCAUAGCAGUCCGAAUGUAUUUUCAUUAUCUAUCUAUCUAUCUAUCUAUCUAUCUAUCUAUCUAUAUCUAUCUAUCUAUGUUCAUAGCAGUCCGAAUGUAUUUUCACAUAUCUAUCUAUCUAUGUUCAUAGCAGUCCGAAUGUAUUUUCAUUCAUCUAUUCAUCUAUCUAUCAUAUCUAUCUAUCAUCUAUCUAUAUUUCAUAGCAGUCCGAAUGUAUUUUCAUAUUCAUAUCUAUCUAUCUAUCUAUCUAUCUAUCUAUCUAUCUAUCUAUCUAUCUAUCUAUCUAUUUGCCCAUGUUAG
Molecule: messenger RNA, 789 nt
Organism: Acanthosepion pharaonis
Lineage: Eukaryota; Metazoa; Mollusca; Cephalopoda; Sepiida; Sepiidae
Source: the annotation of a GenBank genome assembly